This is a messenger RNA of Lathyrus sativus (Indian pea), 2967 nucleotides long. NCBI's taxonomy places the organism in Eukaryota, Viridiplantae, Streptophyta, Magnoliopsida, Fabales, Fabaceae. The record is from the annotation of a GenBank genome assembly.
AUGGCUCAACUCUUCAGAGACCUAUCGUUAGGCCAUUCCAAGAGAGAAACAACUCCGUCACCGCCUUUAAAGAUAAUGCCUCCGAAGAAACCACCUACCCUCCCCGCCGACGAUCUUCCCUCUCCGCUCGGUCAACUUUCCACCAACCUCUCCGAUUCGGAACUCGCCCUAACUGCCUACGAGAUCUUCGUCGCCGCGUGCCGGACUUCCUCAGGUAAGCCGCUGAGUUCGUCUAUUGCUAACUCGGCUUCGAAUAGUCAUUCUGUCUCGCCGAGUCAGAACUCGGUAGGUGUUCAGCGAUCGCUUACUUCUACGGCGGCUAGUAAGGUUAAGAAGGCUUUUGGAUUGAAAUCUCCUGGUUCGGGUUCUAAGAAGAGUCCUGGUUCGGGUUCUGGUUCGGGUUUGGGGAAAGUGAAACGGCCGGUGACGGUUGGGGAGCUUAUGAGGAAUCAGAUGAGGGUUUCCGAAGCUAUGGAUUCGCGUGUUAGACGUGCGUUGCUCAGGAUUUCUGCUGGACAGGUUGGAAGAAGGAUUGAGUCUGUGGUGGUUCCACUUGAGCUAAUGCAGCAGCUCAAGGCUUCGGAUUUUACUGAUCAACAGGAGUAUGAUGAAUGGCAGAAGAGGACACUCAAGGUUCUGGAGGCUGGUUUAAUUUUGCAUCCUUAUAUACCUUUGGAUAAAUCCAACUCUGCUGGGCAGAGGCUACGGCAGAUAGUUCAUGGUGCUUUGGAUAGGCCCAUUGAAACUGGGAAGAAUAAUGAGUCCAUGCAGGUUCUUCGUAGUGCUGUUAUGACUCUUGCAAAUAGGUCAUACGAUGGAUCUCUCACUGAUUCAUGCCACUGGGCAGAUGGGAUUCCUUUGAAUCUUAGGCUUUAUGAAAUGCUUCUACAAUCUUGUUUUGAUGUUAAUGAUGAAUCAUCAAUUAUUGAUGAUUUUGAUGAGCUAAUGGAACAAAUUAAGAAGACUUGGGGAAUACUUGGAUUAAACCAGACAUAUCAUAAUCUCUGUUUUACUUGGGUUUUAUUUCAUCGAUUUGUUGCUACUGGACAGAUGGAUUUGGAGCUUCUGUCUGAUGCUGAUGGCCAUCUAGCUGAAGUUGCAAAAGAUGCAAAGACAACAAAAGAUUCUGAGUAUUCCAAAAUUUUGAGUUCGACGUUGACUUCGAUAUUGGGAUGGGCAGAGAAAAGGCUUCUUGCAUACCAUGAAACUUUUGAUAGUGGUAACGUUGAAACUAUGGAGGGCAUAGUCUCUUUAGGGGUAGCAGCGGCUAAGAUAUUGCUUGAAGACAUAUCUAAUGAGUAUCGCAGGAGGAGAAAAACUGAAGUCAACGUGGCUCGGGAAAGAAUUGAAACUUACAUAAGGUCAUCUCUACGUACUGCCUUUGCCCAGAUAAUGGAGAAAGCAGACUCAAGCAGGAGGGCAUCGAGAAACCAGCCAAAUGCUCUCCCUCUCCUUGCCAUUCUUGCAAAGGAUGUAGGCAGCCUGGCAAUGAAUGAAAAGCUAGUGUUCAGCCCGAUACUCAAGAGAUGGCAUCCUUUGGCAGCAGGUCUUGCUGUGGCUACCCUUCAUGCAUGCUAUGGAAACGAAAUGAAGCAAUUCAUUGCCGGUAUCACAGAAUUGACCCCAGAUGCUGUUCAGGUGUUAAGAGCAGCAGACCAGUUGGAGAAAGACCUUGUGCAGAUAGCUGUUGAGGAUUCAGUAGACAGUGAUGAUGGUGGCAAAGCAGUAAUCCGUGAGAUGCCUCCUUACGAGGCUGAAGGUGCAAUUGCCAAUCUUGUAAAAAUAUGGAUUAAGACUAGAAUAGACAGACUAAAAGACUGGGUUGAUAGAAAUCUUCAGCAAGAGCUUUGGAGUCCACAAGCAAAUCAGGAAGGAUACGCCCCGUCUUCUGUUGAAGUUCUGCGAAUCAUAAACGAGACUCUAGAUGCAUUCUUUCAGCUUCCAAUACCAAUGCAUCCUGCAUUGCUUCCUGAUGUGAUGCACGGCCUUGAUAGAUGCCUUCAAUAUUAUGUUGCUAAGUCAAAAUCUGGCUGUGGAUCACGAAAUACAUUUAUUCCAACAAUGCCGGCACUGACGAGAUGCACUAUUGGCUCAAAAUUUCAAGGCUUUGGGAAGAAAAAGGAGAAAUCUCCAAAUCCUCAGAAGAGAAACUCUCAGGUUGCAACAAAUGGGGAUAGCUCUUUUGGGAUACCACAGCUCUGUGUUCGCAUGAAUACUUUGCAGUGGAUCCUGGGUGAAUUUGAUGUUCUGGAAAAACGAAUAAUUACUCUUCUACGGAACUCAGAAUCUGCCCGAGAAGAAGAUUUUUCAAAUGGAUUAGCAAGUAAGUUUGAACUAUCUUCAGCGGCAUGUCUUGAAGGAAUUCAGCAACUCUGUGAGGCUGCAGCAUAUAGAAUUGUAUUCCAUGAUCUAAGCCAUGUUUUGUGGGAUGGUCUGUAUGUUGGGGAUCCAUCAUCUUCCAGGAUUGAUCCAUUUCUUCAGGAACUUGAGCGGAAUUUAAUGUUCAUUUCAGACAAUGUUAAUGAAAAAAUUCGCACCCGUAUUAUUACUGAAAUAAUGAGAGCUUCCUUUGAUGGAUUCUUGUUUGUAUUGCUCGCCGGAGGCCCCUCUCGUACCUUUUCCAAGAAGGACUCGCAGAUCAUAGAAGAUGAUUUCAAGUUUCUAAAGGAGUUGUUUUGGGCGAAUGGGGACGGCCUGCCUUCUGAAAUAAUAGACAAGUUCGCAACUACCCUGAGGUCUAUCCUUCCCCUUUUCAGGACAGACACUGAGAGCCUCAUUGAGCAGUUUAGAAGGUUAACACUUGAGACAUAUAAGUCUUCAGCCAGGUCUAGAAUUCCAUUACCUCCAACUUCUGGACAGUGGAGUCCAACUGAACCAAAUACAUUAUUACGUGUUUUAUGCCAUAGAAAUGAUGAAUCAGCUUCCAAGUUUCUUAAAAAGACAUAUGAUCUCCCUAAGAAACUUUAA